Molecule: messenger RNA, 1261 nt
Organism: Aedes aegypti (yellow fever mosquito)
Lineage: Eukaryota; Metazoa; Arthropoda; Insecta; Diptera; Culicidae
Gene: HHEX
Product: hematopoietically-expressed homeobox protein hhex
Exons: 3
Coding region: 267-1205 (312 amino acids)
Biological process (GO): regulation of transcription by RNA polymerase II; cell differentiation
Molecular function (GO): RNA polymerase II cis-regulatory region sequence-specific DNA binding; DNA-binding transcription factor activity, RNA polymerase II-specific
Source: RefSeq, a predicted model, not a curated record
AACUGAUAAAAACGAUUUAGUCAUACGAAGGUUUCGAUCGCAGCCGGAGCUACUUAGUGUUCGAUCAUACAUUUACAGUGUCGUGUGGCAGUGCGAUUUGAGCAUUCCUGGUAUUCGGACAAACAAUUCAUUCGUUUAUCGCAUCGAUAGGACUGUUGUGAUUGAUACUGGUUAUUAAUUUUCGUGAAACGGUGUUGGAACGUGCAGAAGAAUUGUGAAAUUACCUAACUGAUUGUGAAGCCGUUUCGCGGCCCAGUGUAAUAUCAAUGAAGAUGGGAUCGUCGAAAAGGAAAUCAUCGUUUAGGAUCGAUGAUAUCCUUCACCAACAAGCAGAACAACAGCAGAUGAUUUUCCAGCACCAACAACUAGUUCAGAAUAGUGUGCUUAAACAGCUAACGGAUAUGACUACCGCUCAACCACAUGCUUCUACCCCGUCUUCGACUUCACCGGAGUAUUGCCCUAAUGGUCCCAGAUCAACGUCACCUCCAGCUUCGCCCAUACCGGACCAACCAAGUGGACCAGAAUCGCCAAAAAAGCCCACAGCGCUGUAUCCGAAUCUGUUAGAUUUUCAGAAAACCAACUUUCCACUUCACCUACCGUUGGGAAUGCCAUCCUUCAAUCCAGCGUUCAAUCCAGCAUUCAAUGCAGCAUAUCUGGAGCAGUAUGCAAAUAUGUUACACAAAGCAUCUCCCCGGAUAUUCCCAUUCUACCCGCCACACUACAGCUAUUUGAUACCGCCCUGUGGUUCCAAACGCAAAGGAGGUCAAGUACGGUUCACCCCCCAGCAAACCCAGAGUCUGGAGCGGCGGUUUUCAAAUCACAAAUACCUCUCUCCCGAGGACCGCAGGCAUUUGGCCGUGCAGCUUAAGCUAAGUGACCGACAGGUCAAGACAUGGUUCCAGAACCGCCGUGCCAAAUGGAGACGCGCCAACAAUGGAGGCCAAACCUCAGAUUCACCCGUUGACCUGGGACCGGACGGUGCACACAAAGCGUCACAUUCCGCCACCAUUACGUCAUCCACCAGUUCACCCGCAGAUCCGAUGAAAACAUACUCGAAUGAUUAUCGUGCAACCUUGAAUAGCAGCAGACCCGCGGAACCGUACGAUUGCAAGAGUUCCGAAAACUAUUCAGAACACGAAACCUCCAGCGAAGGGGAGGACAGCAGCUACGAGGACGGAGGUGCCUCGCCCAUCAAUGUUAUUUAGUUUAAACUUUAUCUAUGCUGAAAUUCAAAUAAAUUAUUCAACUUCUCACGCGGACA